This is a messenger RNA of Apiotrichum porosum, 1584 nucleotides long. RefSeq lists its product as uncharacterized. The record is from RefSeq and is a predicted model, not a curated record. Lineage: Eukaryota; Fungi; Basidiomycota; Tremellomycetes; Trichosporonales; Trichosporonaceae. The transcript is spliced from 7 exons. Gene Ontology annotation, molecular function: catalytic activity. The coding region runs from base 1 to 1584 and encodes 527 amino acids.
AUGCCGACACCAGAGGAGGUGCUGAACACAGCGUCGCGCAUCAACUUGAACAUACCGGAGGCCCAUGUGGACGACUAUCUGCAGCUCCUCACCAAGACGGAAGAAGCUUGCGCGUUGGUGCUCGCUCAAGAAGACUACAAGCCCAAGCCCGAUGUCGCCCGCUUCCCUCGUACAAACAUCCACCGACCCACUGGCAAGGACAACCCCCUCAAUGGCUGGGCGUGGCGCGCCGAUGCUGGCGAUCCGGUGGACAGCUCUGGCAAGUUGCUGAGCGGCAAGAGGGUCGUGUUCAAAGACACCAUCUGCAUGGCUGAGGUGCCGUUGCUCUUUGGCACAGACGCGUUUGAGGGUUUCGUCCCCGACGUCGAUGCCACGGUCGUUUCGCGAGUCCUCGAGAGCGGAGGUCACGUCCUUGGCAAGGCUGCCUGCGAGAACUUCUCCCAUGGCGCUACUUCCUCUUCGUCACCUUAUGGUCCUGUCGAGAACCCAUACACCCAGGGAUUCUCUACCGGUGGCUCCUCCUCCGGCUGCGGUGCACUGAUUGCCUCUGGUGCCGCCGACAUGGGCAUGGGAGGUGACCAAGGUGGCUCUGUUCGAAUUCCAGCCAGCCACUGCGGUAUCGUUGGACUCAAGCCGACCUUUGGUCUUGUGCCGUACACUGGUAUUCUCUCCUCCGAGUCCAUGAUCGACCAUGUCGGCCCAAUGGCAACUACUGUCCUCGACACUGCACGCCUGCUCCAGGCUGUGGCCGGAGACGACGACAUUGAUGACCGCAGUGCGGGCGCACCCAAGCCUGCCGACGUGCCCGACUAUGUCAGCGCUGUGCUUGCUGGUCGUGAGAAGGGUGUCAAGGGCAUGAAGAUCGGGAUCCUCAAAGAGCCGUUUGACUCGCCUCACAUUGUCCCUGGUGUCACCAUGGCCGUCAAGGACGCAGCAGAGCGUCUGCGCGCGUUGGGCGCGGAGGUGGAGGAGGUGUCUCUUCCUAUUAUGUCUGUAGUGCCCGCUAUCUCUCAUGUUCUGAACAAGCUCGGAUCUGCCGGUACUCGCCAAGGACGCCAGGUCGGCCGCCGUGGCCUCUAUCUCAACGACUACUGGGACCAGCUCUUGCCCUGGACACAGGCCAAGUACGACAAGGCAAAGUACUUUGUGACUGGAACUGCCAUGUCUAGCGAGUAUGCGUGGGGCAAGUAUCCCGUGGCGUAUGGACGGGCCAUGAACCUCGCUCGCAAACUACGCGACGACUUGAACACUACCCUCGCCCAGUUCGACGUCCUGAUCAUGCCCACUGUACCCCACCCUGCCAGGCGUCACAUUGUGUGGGAGUCGGGCCCAGCGCAGUGGAAUGCCAACGCCGGUCCCGUGGCCGCCUUCACCUCGGCUUUUAACCUCAGUGGACACCCAUCGCUUACUGUGCCCGUGGGCUUUGUUGAGCCAAUGGCUAUUGACUGCAAGUGUCCCACCGUCUCUGAGAUUCGCCUGCCUGUUGGACUCAUGGUCGUGGGCAAGUGGUGGGAUGAGAGUACUGUUCUAUGCGUCGGUGACGCUGUUGAACGCAGUGCCGACUGGAAGGAACUUCACUUUUAA